ACAUCAAACCUGCAGCAGUGACGUGUGCAGCCACUUCCGGUCCUGCAGGAAAAACGCUCGUGAAGUUUGUGAACGGGGAUACGAGCACGAGAUGGGCUGAACAGAACCGCUUGAGCGAAAAUAAACCAACUUCUGGUAUCAGAGAGAGUGGGAAUGUGUAGUGUGACGAGAGGGGGACAUGCCUUACGUGGACCGGCAGAACCGCAUCUGCGGUUUCCUGGACAUUGAGGAUGUGGAGAACAGCGGAAAGUUCUUACGGCGGUAUUUCAUCUUGGACACGCAGCAGGGCAGUCUGGUCUGGUACAUGGACAACCCGCAGAACCUGCCUGUAGGUGCCAAACACGUGGGAUCUCUCAGUCUCGCUUAUAUAUCUAAAGUCAGUGAUGCCACCAAACUGAGGCCAAAGGCUGAGUACUGCUUUGUCAUUAAUGCAGGAAUGCGGAAGUACUUUCUGCAGGCUAAUGAUCAGCAGGAUCUAGUGGAUUGGGUCAACGCGCUCAACAACGCGACCAAAAUCACGGUUCCCAAGUCUUCAGAUGGAGUUCAUGCUGAGAGUCAGAAAUUGGCUUCUAAUGGCAACAAGACACAGGGCCCGUACAAAUUGGAGAUUAUUGCAGGAGUGGCUGUCCUCACACAGACACAGGAUGGAGAGGCGGGGCACGGAGUUGCGGGAGAGAAAGUGGCCUUGAGGAAGACUCCCAACCAGCCGCUGUAUUUACAAAGUAGAGCAGCGCAGAGUCAUACCGUGGUUAAAGCGGGAUACUGCGUCAAACAGGGUGCACUGAUGAAGAACUGGAAACGGAGGUAUUUCGUUCUGGAGCAGAACUCCAUGAGUUACUUCAAGUCUGAGCAGGAGAAGGAGCCUUUGCGGAUUAUUAUUCUGAAGGAGGUCCAUAAGGUUCAGGAAUGCAAACACAGUGAAAUAAUGAUGCGAGACAACCUCUUUGAAGUUGUUACAGCGUCCAGAACAUUUUAUAUCCAGGCUGAUAGCCCAGAGGAGAUGCACAGCUGGAUCAAAGCUAUUUCAGGAGCCAUAGUGGCUCAAAGGGGCCCGGGCCGAUCCGCAGCCUCUGAGCACAUUGUUGGCAGUUCCUGUUUCUACCGCCAGCACACGGGUCACAUCGGCCCCUGCGCGCCCAGCCCUGCCAUGUCAGGUCCCACGAGGGCUAGCAUGGGACAGCGAGCACUUCAUGAGCCUGCUGCCCCGCCCCCAUGCCCGCCUGUCACUGCAAGAAACCCGCCUCUCCAAGUGACUCAUGAAUCUCCGUGGCGUCGGCGCAGCAGCUUCGGGAUGUGUGAUGCGCCCUCGCUCCAACUCGACCUGGAUGGUGCUGAUCUGCCUGUCAGCGAAGUCUAGAAAUUAUAAACGUUAAAACUUUGACCUAGAGAUCCAUCUGGAUUCAAACUGACUGGACGUAACCUCACGACCAAACUCAGAAUUGUGAAAUUAACCAUAUUAAUUUACACUAGGGAGCGACACUACAACAAACAGACACCAAAGAUUCUUUAAAGUACCUCCAGACCUUCAAGUUUCUACUCGGCUUUUUUGUGUUGAUACAAGAGCAGAAAUGAAAGAUUAAAGGAACAUUUAAACUGAAAGCAGAAGAAACAGUAUACACUUUCUUAUGGUCAUGGACAUGUAAAAUGAAAAGACGUCUGGGAAUAUGUUGGAGGACUGUGACUAAAUGGAUGAUGAUUCCCCUGCUAACCACAGGCAGGAAGAGGUUGAUUUAGUGCUUGAGUCCAGAAAUUCCCAAAUGUUUCCUGAGCUUUUCUUGUUUUUUUUCCCCUGUAUAGAAUCCUAAUGGCUCUUCUGUGUACUGUUAAUGUGACUAAUCCUGUGGACUAAGCUGGGGUUUAUUUUGACUGAGUCUAUUUACCUAAUUUUUAUCUAAACGUAUACAUUUAUCUGGGUGAUUUUUUUGUAACUGUAGUACUUGUUUGUCUCCACUAGACAUUUGUGGAUAAAAUCCACUUUUUUAUAACUUAAUGGGCUGUAUACAGUAAGACUGAGUACAUUAUGCUGUGUAUUUGUCCCAGUUCCACGUUAUUUUAGUAGCCGUUUGCCAUUCAUUGUGUUUGUGUCGUGCGUGUUCCCUCUGCUUUCAAAUUUAUAAUUUUGUUGCCUUGUGUUAUUGGGAUUUAAAAAUGACUACUAUGACUGUUGACAAAAUACUUUUCAGUGUGUUUUUAUCUUUGCACUGUGAUCUGUUUUUCCCUGUAACCUGAGUUACCUUUUAAGGUCCUGAAGGGCUGUCUAAAACAGUCCUUGUGCCUUUUUUCAAAGAGGUCUUUAACCCUUUUCUUGUUUUGUGCUGUAACAGUUUUAAUUUUGGUUGUUUGAAAUAUUUAUUAUGAGACAGUGACAAAGCAAUAAACCAAGUUCAGUUGAUCGAGUUGAUUAACAUCACAUUCUGUACAGUUAUACACUACAUUCUUAUGUAGAGAAUGGUUAGGUUAUUGUUCGGGAAACUGUUCACAAUGCAAAAUACCACAGAACUUAUGCUUUAAGACAUCCUACUACAUAAUAAAAACCAAGGGCUCAAAUUAAAGCAUUUUAUUACACAAACUCAAACCCUUUGGGGUGGUUUCCCGGACAGGGUUUAUAGUCCCAGACUAACUUAAAUGUUAGAGGUGUCUUGAUCGAAAACAACUUACACUGACCUAUCUUAAAAUACAUCAGUGCGAUUGUUGUCUCAAGAUGCACACCAGUAAUGUUUUUUUGUAAAGUAUGUUUUUAAAAGCAACUUAAAUAUCCUAAUUUAACUAAGGUCUAGUCCUGGUUUAAGAUGAUCCCUGUCCGGGAAACCACCCCUUUAAGUGAUAUUCUUCCGUUUUAAAAUAUGUGUCCUGACAUGUAAACAAGACAAUAGGAUAUUAUAGUUGUCAGUAUAUCAUGUCUUUUCUGCACAACAGAAAUGGCACAGUAUAUAAUGUUCAAUCCGCAUCCUAUUUAAUAAUUGAAACUUUUGUUAGUGAAAACUAGACUCUAUUGCCCUCUGUUGGAAGUUGAAAGCAACUGUAGAUAUUCACCUCAACAGCCACAUCCAUUUAUGCUCAUUGACACUUAUUAAAA
Messenger RNA from Triplophysa rosa, 3076 nucleotides. RefSeq names its product pleckstrin homology domain containing, family A (phosphoinositide binding specific) member 1a (gene plekha1a). The transcript has 12 exons. Gene Ontology annotation, molecular function: PDZ domain binding. Gene Ontology annotation, cellular component: cytoplasm; membrane. Lineage: Eukaryota; Metazoa; Chordata; Actinopteri; Cypriniformes; Nemacheilidae. The record is from RefSeq and is a predicted model, not a curated record. Bases 179 to 1357 code for a protein of 392 amino acids.